This is a messenger RNA of Alosa sapidissima (American shad), 1729 nucleotides long. It is a transcript of the gene nudc, whose product is annotated as nudC nuclear distribution protein. Gene Ontology annotation, cellular component: cytoplasm. Gene Ontology annotation, biological process: protein folding. The transcript is spliced from 9 exons. The record is from RefSeq and is a predicted model, not a curated record. Lineage: Eukaryota; Metazoa; Chordata; Actinopteri; Clupeiformes; Clupeidae. Bases 213 to 1235 code for a protein of 340 amino acids.
UCCGCUCAGGCUCCCUCUCUAUCCGCUUCUGUCCAUUGGUCGUUGAAUCUGUCUAUUUUAAAUUACGAUCCCAAUUGGAUGUUUGUACUUCAGGGUUGGUAUUGUUUCCAGGAAGUCUUGCUCCUUAGCUGCAUCUGAAGAACGUGACUUGUUAACCGGAGGAACAGUAGAUUCAUAUUUUACUUCUUGUUAAAUUGGGUUGGAAGCUGAAUAUGGGGGAUGAUGAGGAGAAGUACGACGGGAUGCUGUUGGUAAUGGCGCAACAGCAUGAAGGAGGAGUACAAGAGUUGGUGAACACAUUUUUCAGCUUUUUGCGACGAAAAACCGAUUUCUUCACAGGAGGAGACGCUGGGGCACCAGAGCAGUUGGUAAAAGACUCUUUCGCUCAUCACAGUCGGUUGGCCCUCAAGGCCCACAAAGACAAACAGUCCAAGGAGGAGAAGGAGAAGAAGGCGAAGGCGGAGCGGGCGGCAAAACUUGCCGAGGAGGAGGCUAAGAAGAGGAAGGUGGUCGCCGCCGACGAGCCCAGGAUCAAAGAGCUGACGGACGAGGAGGCCGAGAGGCUGCAGAAUGAAAUAGACCAGAAAAAGAAUGGUGACAAUAAGGAGAAGGAAGCCCCAAAACCUCCAACGGACAAAUCUGGAAAACCAGAGGAGAAAGCCGAUAAAGGGGCGGACUCUGAGGAAGAGGAAGAUGAGAAGGACAAAGGAAAGAUGAAGCCAAACGCUGGUAAUGGUGCAGACUUGCCCAACUACAGGUGGACGCAGUCAUUAUCGGAAGUAGACAUCGUGGUGCCUUUUGAUGUAAAGUUUCGCAUAAAGGGAAGGGACGUGGUUGUGGACAUGCAGAGACGUACUCUUAAGGUGGGGCUGAAGGGUCACCCGCCCGUCAUCGACGCACAACUCUGCAACGAGGUCAAGGUGGAAGAGAGCUCCUGGCUUAUUGACGACGGCAAAGUGGUCACCAUCCACUUAGAGAAGAUCAAUAAAAUGGAGUGGUGGAAUAAGUUGGUGACCACAGACCCAGAGAUGAACACAAAGAAAAUCUGCCCCGAAAACUCCAAGCUGUCUGAUCUGGACGGGGAGACGCGUAGCAUGGUGGAGAAGAUGAUGUACGACCAGAGACAGAAGUCCAUGGGUCUGCCCACCUCAGAGGAGCAGAAGAAGCAGGAUAUCCUGAAAAAGUUUAUGGAGCAGCACCCGGAGAUGGACUUCUCUAAAGCCAAGUUCAGUUAAGAGCAGCGGAGGCUCAUGGCUGGUGCCUGGUGGUCUCUGACUGACCGGCUGACCGACCGCCUGCUGUGCCUCAAGUCAGUCAGUCACUACCCACUUCAGCUGCAACUUAGGCUGCUUCACGAUGACACACACAGACCUGGCCUGUUUACUACACCCUCUCUCUUUCUCUCACUCCCACUCUCUCUUGAUUUCUCCCUCUCCUUUUCUUUCUCACACUCGUAUCUCUUUCCUUCUUUCCCUCUCACCAUCUAUCUAUCUAUCUCUCUUUGUAUCAGUCUUGGUGUCUACAACGGACUCGUUGGACUGAUGUUCUGUUUUUGUUCGGUUCAUCUUGUUAACGGUCACAACAGCAAAGAAAAAAAAAAACUACUAACCAAAACAUCUCAUGGUCUGUUGCAUGGAGAAAUGUGUCUGGAAUAUUUAAAACAUCCUGUUUGGAUCUGUGCAUUUUUGUUGUGUUUGUUCCUUUUUUAAAAUAAAUAAGUCAAACCUUG